This is a messenger RNA of Paracoccidioides lutzii Pb01, 363 nucleotides long. RefSeq lists its product as hypothetical. The transcript has a single exon. Bases 1 to 363 code for a protein of 120 amino acids. The record is from RefSeq and is a predicted model, not a curated record.
AUGCAUGUGUUUCUUUCCCGAUUCGCCCAAAGUCCUCUCUUCACUUGUACAUCUGGAGUAAUCUGUAAAAUUUCUACAGAUGACCUUGACGAUGGGGGCCUCAACGUUCCCCAGUCGCCUGGGAUGAACGAUGGUGAUUCAACCGUUGUAUCAAUCGCGCAGGAGAAGCCAGCAGGUCUGUCGGACACCGCUUCAGAAGAGCCACCCAUAGUGGGCACUUCCACGCAUCACCGUCUCAUUCCACUAAGCCACAUUACUCACAUUGCGGUGCAGGCAACCCAGUCCUUGUACGCUCAAGUUGAAGAAUGCGACGGAGAUUUCCUUAGAUCAAGAGCUGUUGACAAUAUGAGAGUAUACAGAUAA